GACGAAUCGCCUGUCCCUAAAGGUCAGCGACAACUACAGUCCAGGUACGGAGGAGCAGUGAGACAAGUGCCAAAUCCAAUCGACUCCCUCCGAUUUUCGCUGACAGUUUUUCCGGCUUCCGAGGGCGAGGAUCCCAAAAAGUGCGUCGGGAAGAAAUUCACGGAAUGUUAGCGCUCGUACUUUCUGCCGUCGUCGCCUCCAUCUUACACACAGCGCAGUUUCAUUCUUGCUCAGUGUUCCCUUGCUUCAAGAUAUUCACUGCGAUUGCCUGGUCUGAGCUGUGCUCGACCUCCUCAAAAGCCCCCAUACCUGAGACCAUCGUCCUCUAAGGACAACCCUCUCAGAAACGCUCCUCCCAACCAACCAACCGAAUUUCCUCGUCUCUAUACCGCCCAUCAUGUCUUUCUCCUCCCUAGUCCACGACAUCGCGUUCCGCGACUCUUCUCAGUCCAAUGUCCGAGCGAGCGCCAGCACGGCGACAAGCAAUGACAACCAAUCGACCAUUUCUCGACCCUCCAUGGCCCGCUCGUACACCUCGACCGCCGCCACGAGUGUGAGCAUUGCCGGUGACAUCUCCAGCCAACUUCACGCAGGUUACAGUCACCCACUGUCAAGAGCAUGGCAAGCAGAGCGACAGCUGACAAAGUCUAUGCUCAUCUACCCUCUCUUCAUCACCGACAACCCGAACGAGGUUACUCCGAUCCCUUCCCUCCCCAACCAAAACCGCCUCGGCCUGAAUAAGCUCGUCCCCUUCCUUGAGCCUCUUGUGGCCAAAGGUCUCCGAAGUGUCAUCCUCUUCGGUGUCCCUCUCGCACCCACUGCCAAAGAUGCCCUGGGCACAGCUGCCGACGACCCGGAGGGUCCUGUGAUCCAAGCCAUACAACUCAUCCGUCGACAGUUCCCAUCCCUCUUCAUAGUCGCAGAUGUGUGUCUGUGUGAAUACACGAGCCACGGUCACUGUGGAAUUCUCCGCGACGACGGUUCUCUAAAUAACGCCAUGUCUGUUGAACGCAUCUCCGACGUGGCCAUGGCCUAUGCCCAAGCCGGCGCACACUGUGUCGCCCCAUCCGAUAUGAACGACGGACGCAUCCGUGCGAUCAAGCUCAAACUCAUUGAGGCAGGUCUUUCUCAUCAAGUCAACCUUAUGAGCUAUGCUGCCAAAUUCUCGGGUUGCUUGUACGGCCCCUUCCGCGAUGCGGCAGGUAGCUGCCCCAGUUUUGGUGACCGGAAAUGCUACCAGCUUCCACCUGGAGGACGAGGUCUUGCACGACGUGCGAUUGUACGAGACAUCAACGAAGGUGCUGACAUCAUCAUGGUCAAGCCCGCAAGCAGCUUCCUCGACAUCAUCAGUGAUGCCAAGGAGCUUGCCAAAGAUAUGCCUAUUGCUGCGUACCAAGUUAGUGGAGAGUAUGCCAUGAUCCAUGCGGGUGCAAAGGCUGGCGUGUUUGAUCUCAAGACCAUGGCGUUUGAGAGUACCGAGGGCAUACUACGAGCGGGUGCCGGCAUUGUAGUCAGCUAUUUCACUCCGGAAUUUUUGGACUGGUUGAGCUCAUGAGUUUUGUUUGGCAACAGUAUGCUGCGAAAAUGAGCGUGGGUUUUUUUCUGUCAAGUAUGAUGAACUGGAUUAUGAAAAGCAAGAGCAAGAGCAAGGGGGUUUCCUUUUUGUUUCUGUUUCGCCGUGACGGGAACAGCAUGAGCAUGUUCCUUCCGUGCAGAUAAAGGAGAAACGAAACGAUGUACAUGGGUGGGAAUGACGUCUCGGAAGAAAAAGAAAAAAGAAACACAAUUCCAUAGUGUUCCAAGUCAUCUCAAGAUGCGGGAUUUGCAAUGAAGAUAACGCAACGUUACACACGAUGUCAGCAUGGAGUUUCAUGGAGUAUGCUAUUGAGUAGAACUGACUCUACAGAGGCAAAAGAUGUUUAGAGUAGGUGACACGACAAUUGUUUGCUGCUAUGCUCUUUGCCGAUCACCACAGUAGAAGGUAUUGUAGUCCGCCUUGCCG
Exophiala oligosperma is the source of this 2002-nucleotide messenger RNA. RefSeq lists its product as uncharacterized. NCBI's taxonomy places the organism in Eukaryota, Fungi, Ascomycota, Eurotiomycetes, Chaetothyriales, Herpotrichiellaceae. The transcript is spliced from 2 exons. The record is from RefSeq and is a predicted model, not a curated record. Gene Ontology annotation, cellular component: cytosol. Gene Ontology annotation, biological process: heme biosynthetic process. The coding region runs from base 398 to 1555 and encodes 385 amino acids. Gene Ontology annotation, molecular function: porphobilinogen synthase activity; zinc ion binding.